This is a messenger RNA of Oxyura jamaicensis (ruddy duck), 1397 nucleotides long. RefSeq names its product carbonic anhydrase 3-like. The transcript is spliced from 7 exons. The coding region runs from base 121 to 909 and encodes 262 amino acids. Gene Ontology annotation, molecular function: zinc ion binding; carbonate dehydratase activity. Gene Ontology annotation, cellular component: cytoplasm. NCBI's taxonomy places the organism in Eukaryota, Metazoa, Chordata, Aves, Anseriformes, Anatidae. The record is from RefSeq and is a predicted model, not a curated record.
CGAAGGGGGGGCACGAAGGCGCGGCGGUCCAUAAAAAGGCCCCGGGGAGGGCGAGACAGGACCACCGUGCCGCCAGCGCCACCGGGGGGGGGGGCGAGGCACACGACAGACAGCGACACCAUGGCCCAGUCCGUGUGGGGCUACGACAGCGACAACGGACCUGAGCGCUGGCAUGAAAACUACCCGAUGGCCAAAGGAGACAAGCAGUCGCCCAUUGAAAUCAACAGCAAAGAUGUGCGGCACGACUCUUCGCUUGCUCCUUGGCAUGCCAGUUAUGACCCCGGAGCAGCCAAAACCAUCCUGAACAACGGACGGACCUGCAGAGUUGUCUUUGAUGACAGUUUUGAUAGAUCAGUGCUGAGAGGUGGGCCGCUCACAGGAGCCUACAGGCUGCGCCAACUGCACUUGCACUGGGGUUCCUCUGAUGACCAUGGCUCUGAGCAUGUUAUAGAUGGGGUGAAAUAUGCAGCAGAGUUACACAUGGUACACUGGAAUCCAAAACAUGGCAAUUUUGCUGGAGCUUUGAAACAACCUGAUGGUGUAGCUGUUGUGGGCAUUUUUCUGAAAGUUGGAAAAACUCCCAAACCAGAAAUUAAGAGAAUUCUUGAAGAAAUAGAUAACAUUAAGACCAAGGGGAAAGAGGCUCCUUUUCAGCACUUUGAUCCAUCAAUUCUUUUCCCCAAAUCUCGGGACUACUGGACCUACCACGGUUCAUUCACAACACCCCCCUGUGAGGAGUGCAUCACUUGGAUUCUCUUGAGGGAGCCCAUUGAAGUCAGCCCAGACCAGAUGGCGAAGCUCCGUAGCCUUUCCAAGAAUGGUGAGAACGAAGCGAUGAAUCCACUGGUUGAUAACUGGCGCCCACCUCAGCCUGUGAAGGGCAGGGUGGUGAGAGCCUCGUUCAAGUAAAGCUCUGUGGAGCCUGAGUUGAGAAAAUCCCUGCAUUCUAAAGCAUAGUUAGUUUUUGCUCUCUACUGCUUUUCCUCUGGAUCAAGAUCUGUCUUUCUCAGCUUAACAUUCUGAGUGGUAAAACUGAAUCUGAUUUUUAAAGCAGAAGAAGAUACUCUAUGUAAUCACUAACCUUAUGAAGGAAAUGUGAGAUACUUGUGUUCCUUGACCACAAAUGUUUUAUCAUUUGUGAUAGUGUCACUUCUCUGCCAUGUGGUCUUGGAAGAAAAAUGAGCUCAUUUCCAAUAUUUAAAACGAAUUUCAAAGGAAAUGUAGUAAAGGCAGAAAAAUGAACCAGUAGCUCAGGAAAGCAGGAAUAACAGUGGGUCAAACAGUACGUGAACAGGAGCUAAAAUGCCUGCUCCUACAGCAUCUUUAGUAGAUACCUUCAUCAGAUGUCCCACAUUGUGCAAACAUCCAAAGAAUAAACUCCUCUUUAACAUACCACA